This is a messenger RNA of Moneuplotes crassus, 444 nucleotides long. The record is from the annotation of a GenBank genome assembly. NCBI's taxonomy places the organism in Eukaryota, Ciliophora, Spirotrichea, Euplotida, Euplotidae.
CUUUACUCCAAAAAGAUGAACUUACGCACAACUGAGUAUUUACCAACCGAUGGGUACAAACAUCCAAGGAGGCAACACAUGACUUACUUUGAAUACCUCUGAGAUUUUGGAGUCCUUUCCUCCCAACAAGGCUCAAAACUCGAGCAAGAACUUAGAAAACAAAAUUUGGGUGCCAGAAAGGAGAUUCUCGUCGAUCUUGUAGCCCAAGACUUCUCCCAGAUGAACUUCAGUCAACUUUGGCACUUUUCCAACAGGCUGUACCAAAAAUGGGCACAAUAUCACGAUGGUCACUUUGAAGACAAAGCUCAGGGACCAGAAUCAUGCAGGAAACAUACCUGUGACGAGAAGAUGUCAACUGGAUUAACUCAAUCUGUUGAAAGAAACGCAACAAACAAGGAGGAGUCCCUUGACUUUGACGAAAACUGUGAUGGGCUUAACUAAGAU